GGCUCAACUCUGAAGGGAGUGUAGAUGAUGACGCGCGUAACUAACCUAUUUACUUUAUUGAUCCAGCUUCCUAUCAUCCACCAAGUUAUGUUCCUGCGACAUUAGCAGCUCUACCUAGAUCUGCAGCCUCCCCAGGACGACCAGCCAUGCAAAACAAUAGAAAUUAUGAGCCACCAGGUGCUGGCAUGCGCAUGUCUGUAUCGGCCAUUCUAAGCAAAAGUGGCAAAGAGGAGAUGUAUCGGAGUAAACCGACAGUGGAUGAUCAAGGGUCUCGUGGACAGAGCCUUCCACCCAUUGGGCAAACUCCCAACCCUCCAUCUCCUUACUCCACUUUUCACGCAAGAAGCUCUAGCCAGCCUUUAAUUGAGAACCCGAAUCAACCUCCGCGAAAGCUCUCACAGCCAACACCUGACAAAGAACCCACCUCAGUGGAUACAAAAAAUCGCCUGGUCCAAGGUUUACUGGCUGCCGCUCCAUCCUCUGAACAACUUCCUCCAACCAAUGACUCUAUGCCACCUAAACCAGAUGCUGCUUCCAACUUGCAAGGCUCAACGGCGAUCCUGUCACGGGAUAUGCCCACAGGACAAAUGUUCUCUCCAACCGAUCCAACGCCUCGAAGAGCUAGUCUGGGCAAUCUAAUGAGUGCACACUCCCCAUUGAUACAACAACCUCAUCGCCGUGGAAGCUUGGACAGUGGAGCACCUCCCAACAAAACCACCAGCUUGAGAGAAUCCAUGCAGGAAGACGAAGAAGAAGAAGAAGAAGGUGUGCCAUUGCGCAUACCCAAGUUGAUCAUAAAAAACGAUCUAGUGUGGAAGUCAUUGGAAGGAAAGCCAGAAAAAUCUCUUGGAGUUUUUGUUUAUGAGCCUGGUGUGCAAUUGCCUGUACUGGAAGGACAAGAAAAUGCUACUCUAGAGGUUCGCAUCCCCUGCUGGUUCCUCACCUAUGAUAACAAGAUGGUGAAGAAGAGAGCGCUAUGGGGUACUGAUAUUUAUACCGAUGACACAGAUAUCGUUGCUAUGAUUAUUCAUACGGGAAAAUAUGAAGCCAUGUAUCAUGAACCGGAAGUGAAAUUGAAUAACGAUGUAAUGCUUGCCAUGUCUGGAACGGCAGCAUUAAUAGAACCACGACGCGUGGAUGUUAAUACGAAUAUACCUGACCACGACUUGAGCGUGACCCUACGCGUACUGCCCAAGUUACAACGCUAUACAGGCACCAUUCGACACCAUUUGAAAUCAAGGGACUGGGGAAGCAAUCAUGAUGGCAUGAGUUUAUUUGUUGAGAAAGUUGAACAGCUUCCAAGAGGUGAAGCUCGAAGCAAAGGGCGUUCAGCCCUCAAGAGCGGGCUCUUUGCUUACCAAGACCUCCGACGAUGGGCCAUCACCAACGAAAAAGGUCAAGCGACAAGUGACGGUUCAUUCGCAGACGAAGAAGAUAGCCAUGAUAUGAGUCGAAAUAGGGGAGUGCGAAAGAAGAUCAAGAUGUUUCAAAUGAGAGAAGCUAUGGUAUCGCAAGGUUGAAUAGGC
This is a messenger RNA of Umbelopsis ramanniana AG, 1526 nucleotides long. RefSeq lists its product as uncharacterized. The record is from RefSeq and is a predicted model, not a curated record. The transcript has 3 exons. Bases 147 to 1520 code for a protein of 457 amino acids. NCBI's taxonomy places the organism in Eukaryota, Fungi, Mucoromycota, Umbelopsidomycetes, Umbelopsidales, Umbelopsidaceae.